AUGCCUGGAACUACUCUUCCCCCUUUCCCAGAUGAUGUUCGAAUACAUCCGCUCUUGAUUAUUGAUUAUGACCUUAUCAAGGCUGGAGACAUGGAGGAAGUCGAUCGAUUGUGGGAGGCUGCGACGACUCUUGGAUUCUGGUAUUUAAAGAACCAUGGCGCAGAUCAAGAAGUCGAUGACAUGUUUGAUAUGGGAGCCGAAACAUUGGCCUUGCCCCUCGGAGAACGUAUGAAAUUCGAGCAAGGAGAUAACGGACAAUCUUUCGGAUACAAGAAAGCAGGGGCUCAGGCGAUUGAUGGAACGGGCAAAUACGUGGACAAUAUCGAAUUCAUAAACGUCUCGAAAGAUGAUGCACUCGCCUAUCCACGGGUCGUUCACCUGACCUAUCCAUCGACCGUAAAUGCUCGCAUGGAAAACACGAUUGCACCAUUUGUCCGCAAGUCUCUUGAUGUGACAUAUGUUAUGUUGAAUAUAUUCAAUGAUAAGCUUGGACUGCCGGAAGGGACUUUGGAGAGCCUACAUGCCAUGGAGGAACAAAGUGCUUGCGAGGCCAGAUGCACUCGCAGCCCUCCUACGCAUGCUAAGGAAGCGAUGGACAGGGCUAUGCUAGCUGCCCAUACUGAUUUCGGAAGUCUGACCUUUUUGCACAAUCGGCUUGGUGGUCUCCAAGUAAUGCCCCCUGGUCACGACGAGUGGUCCUACCUUCGACCCAUCCCUGGACAUGCAAUUUGCAAUAUUGCGGAUGCACUGUCUCUUUUCAGCGGAGGCAUCCUGCAAUCCAACAUCCACCGCGUCGUUCCACCUCCCGGUGCACAGGCUGAAUACGAGCGGUGGUCCCUAGUUUUCUUUACCCGUCCGACGAGCUCGAAAGUCCUUCGGGCUCUUGUUGAAUGCAGUCCUAUUAUCGCAGAGGCUGUGAAGAAGCAACCUGACAAAAACUUUGAGAGUGGUUCCACUGCUGCCGAGUGGCUCGCGAGAAGAGUUAGGAAUCAGAGAAUUAAUAACAGAAGGGGACCAGAGACGUGGGCUGCGAGUCGUGGCACCGAGCACACUCCAACUGCAGCCUAA
Suillus paluster is the source of this 1068-nucleotide messenger RNA. RefSeq lists its product as uncharacterized. The transcript is spliced from 8 exons. The record is from RefSeq and is a predicted model, not a curated record. Gene Ontology annotation, molecular function: dioxygenase activity. The coding region runs from base 1 to 1068 and encodes 355 amino acids. NCBI's taxonomy places the organism in Eukaryota, Fungi, Basidiomycota, Agaricomycetes, Boletales, Suillaceae.